Messenger RNA from Aspergillus melleus, 1798 nucleotides. RefSeq names its product NAD(P)/FAD-dependent oxidoreductase. The transcript is spliced from 3 exons. Gene Ontology annotation, molecular function: oxidoreductase activity. The coding region runs from base 557 to 1723 and encodes 388 amino acids. NCBI's taxonomy places the organism in Eukaryota, Fungi, Ascomycota, Eurotiomycetes, Eurotiales, Aspergillaceae. The record is from RefSeq and is a predicted model, not a curated record.
UCGACGCCAUCUUGUCAUGCUAUGGCCUCAUGAAUCAUCCAUCUUCCUUCCCAUCUUCCUCAGCUCAUCUGCAACCAGGUCAUUCCCCUCAUCUCCUUGCACCAGACUCAACCUCCCGACCAAUCAGCCCCACCCUGGUCUGCACUGCAAUCAAGGCAUCGACUCGAGCGAUCAGCUCGGGAUCUGCACGCGGCAUGAACUAUUGGCUCGCAGCCCUGCCGAUCGCUUUGAGGUGGCAUCGCGAGUUCGGCCUGCGGGCGAGCAAACACUUCGGCCUGCAUCCUUCGUAGACAUGCAUUCACUCCACCUCACGGCUCGCGGCGAUUCCAGCGCACACAGCCAGCCACCAGGGUGGGCUCGUCUUCUUGGCCGCAUCCAUGGUGCAUCUCUGCCACGAUGAUCAUGCUCAGCUCUUCCUUGGGUCUCGACUAUAAAAUGGCUAGCUCUGGCUCCCUCGACCUAGUUGUCACUCCUCUCCAGGCCCGGUGAUCUCCCAGCUGUUAGUCUCUAGGUGGUCGGCAAGCCGUUCAACCCUUUUCCCCGUCAAGCCUGCACCAUGGCUCCCAAGUCCCUCCUUUACUCGCUCUUCUCAUCCCUGACCGUCGCUUUGGCGGCCUCUCUGCCCCAAACCGACUAUGAGGUCAUGGUCAUUGGCGGAGGCCCGGCCGGGCUGAGCGCUCUGAGCGGUCUCUCGCGAGUCCAGCGCAAGACGGUGCUUUUCGAUUCGGGUGAAUACCGCAAUGCUCCGACGCGGAACAUGCACGAUGUGAUCGGUAACGAUGGCACCGUCCCCAGCGAAUUCCGUGGUCUCGCCCGCGAGCAAAUCUCCAAAUACACCACGGCCUCGUUCGUCGACAAGAAAAUCACCUCCGUCACCCCAGUCACCGACCACAGCACCAACACCUCCUACUUCAACGCCACCGACGCCGACGGCGCCGUGUACUCCGCCCGCAAACUCAUCCUCGGCACCGGUCUCGUCGACGUCCUCCCCUCCACCCCAGGCCUGCAAGAAGCCUGGGGCAAGGGCGUGUACUGGUGUCCGUGGUGCGACGGCUACGAGCACCGCGACCAACCCUUCGGUAUCCUCGGCGCCCUCCCCGACGUCGUCGGCAGCGUGCUCGAAGUCUACACCCUCAACACCGACAUCAUCGCGUUCCUGAACGGCACGCACACCCCCGCCGCCGAGGCCGCUCUCGCAGAAAAAUACCCGAACUGGAAACAACAACUUGAGACCUACAACGUGCGUCUCGAAAACGCGUCCAUCGCGUCCUUCGAACGCAUCCAGAACGGCGCCGACCACACGGACGAUAAAGGCCACCAGUUCGAUAUCUUCCGGGUACAUUUUACCAACGGCUCCUCCGUUGACCGCAACGCUUUCAUCACAAAUUACCCGUCUGUUCAACGCUCCCAGAUCCCGACUUCGCUCGGCCUGGCUAUGAAAGACGGGAAGAUCGAUACGAGCAUUAACCCUGGUAUGCGGACUAGCUUGCCUGGUGUGUUUGCUAUCGGGGAUUGUAAUAGCGAUGGGAGCACGAAUGUGCCGCAUGCGAUGUUUAGUGGGAAGCGUGCGGCGGUUUUCUUGCAUGUCGAACUAGCAAAAGAAGAAUCCGCCGCAUCAAUCGAGAAACGAACCCUCCCGUCCAAGCGAGAAAUGCUCAAGGCCGCCGAGCGCAGUAUGGGCAAUGAGCUAGAGGAGGUGUGGAAACGCGCGAGGGGAUUGUAAUAAUCUAAUUAAUUGAUGGAAUUGGGCAAAUGGUGCAUGAUGGGAGAUACGGGUGAAUAUAAUUACGGACGGUAA